Zingiber officinale is the source of this 1994-nucleotide messenger RNA. RefSeq names its product UDP-D-xylose:L-fucose alpha-1,3-D-xylosyltransferase MGP4-like. NCBI's taxonomy places the organism in Eukaryota, Viridiplantae, Streptophyta, Magnoliopsida, Zingiberales, Zingiberaceae. The record is from RefSeq and is a predicted model, not a curated record. The transcript is spliced from 5 exons. Gene Ontology annotation, cellular component: Golgi apparatus. Bases 56 to 1150 code for a protein of 364 amino acids. Gene Ontology annotation, molecular function: glycosyltransferase activity.
UUUUAAGGGGGGAACUUGUGGAGCAUCACCUCUCACCUUUUCUCCUCGAUCCCUCAUGUCCCUCAAUCAACGGCAGCAGCCGCUGCCGACGGUGGCUAAACACGGCCUACUGAUGUCUUCGCGUGCCUCUUUCAGCGCCGCCCAGCCACAAGGCAUCGUGUCUUCCUUUCUCCUCAGUCGGUCCGGCCUUCUCUCGGUCCUCGCGCUCCUCCUCUUCCUUGUCGUCUUCGUCCCAUUGCCCGGUCGUCGACCCAUGUUCGCCCUCUUUUCCUCCUCCGGCGACUACGGACCCGUAUCCCGAUGGAAGGACUACACACUGGCCCGCGCUGCGGCCUUCGCUGCCCGCAACGGCACUCUCAUCGUUUCCGCCGUGAGCGAACCCUUCCUCCCCUUGCUGAACAACUGGCUCAUCAGCGUCGCACGGCAGAAGCGGCAGGACCAGGUGCUUAUCUUCGCAGAGGACUACGCCACCCUCUACGAGAUCAACCACCGGUGGCCUGGCCACGCCGUCCUGGUCCAGCCCGCUCCUGAUUCCCAAACUGCCCACAAUUUCGGAUCUCAGGGAUUCUUCAACAUCACAUCGCGGCGGCCUCGCCACUUGAUGGACAUUCUGGAGCUAGGAUACAGCGUCAUGUACAACGACGUCGACAUGGUGUGGGUGGCGGAUCCAUUCCGUUACCUCGAAGGCAAUCACGAUGUAUACUUCGCCGACGAUGAGGUCGCCGUGAAGCCCCUAAAUUACUCUCAUGACUUGCCGCCGCCAGGGACCAACGGCAAGACCUACGUCUGCAGCUGCAUGAUUUUCCUCCGUCCGACGAGGGGCGCCAAGAAGACGUUGAGCAGUUGGAUCGAGGAAAUCCAAAACCAGCCCUGGUCCGAGAACACGCACACGAACGACCAGCCUGCGUUCAAUUCUGCUCUGAACAAAACUGCAGGAGAGGUGGACUUGUACUUGUUACCUCAAGCUGCAUUCCCACCGGGAGGGUUAUACUUCCGGAACGGGGAUUGGGUGGAGAGAACUCGAGGCCUGCACGCCAUCGUCCACAACAACUACAUCGUAGGCCUUCAAAACAAGAUUCAACGUUUCAAAGACUACGGGCUCUGGCUGGCGGAUAACCACACUGAUGAAUCACCACUCGGCAGAAUAUAAGCCAACAAGAUCCACUCACUCAACUCAACUACAGGAAAAAAUUAAUCUCUUUUGGAUGAGCCCUGCUAUAAUUGUUUUCUUGUAUACAAUUCCAUUAUAGCUUAUUUUACUUGUGAAUCAUCUAUGAGUUAGCUUUGUUGCUAAUUUAAUCAUCAACGGCUAGAUAAUAACGAGAAUUAUAUUAUUCUGUGAGCCUAAAUGAUAGCAAAAUAGGAGGAAAAGGGGUUAACAUGACGACUACGACUAGAGGUUCCCCGUCACAGCCACUCCAACAUUCAAGUUAGAAGAUGAAGGAAAAAAAGAAUAAUAAUAGGACUUUGAUAUACAUGUGAGCAUGUACCUUAGAUGUCGGAAAAACUAUCUUUUACAAAGAGAUAGUAGACCUUUUCCUUUUAUUCUGAUCUUGAUAACUAUCAUUAUUUAAUUCAUUAAAUAAUGCAAGACAUAUUCACGUCGUUAUUUUUUCCUGAAAUGAUCCAACAUUUACGUGAUAAUUAUCAUUUUCAUGGAGCCGGGAGGUGAGAGACCAUGGAGCUGAGAAGCCUGAGAGUGGGGAGGCCAAGGAGCCGAGAAACCUAAGAGUCGGGAGGCCAAGGAACUACAAAGCUUGGGAGCCUGAAGGCCAAAGAGGUGGGAGGCGACUUGACUUCCCCUUUGUUGGAACCACUUGGUUUGCCAAUCAUCCCUUAUCUACGUGGUGCCUAUUGAUCACCUCCGGGAUCACGAAUUUUCCUUUCAAGUCUAGUCAAAGGAGGGGAGAGUCCGAUUGACUAGACCAUUGUGUGAUCGGAAUAAUUUCAACUAUCUCGACUGCUUAAACCACCUGGCAGAUCCAUUUGCAUAU